Messenger RNA from Setaria italica (foxtail millet), 1442 nucleotides. Its product is annotated as probable acyl-[acyl-carrier-protein]--UDP-N-acetylglucosamine O-acyltransferase, mitochondrial. The record is from RefSeq and is a predicted model, not a curated record. Gene Ontology annotation, molecular function: acyl-[acyl-carrier-protein]-UDP-N-acetylglucosamine O-acyltransferase activity. NCBI's taxonomy places the organism in Eukaryota, Viridiplantae, Streptophyta, Magnoliopsida, Poales, Poaceae. Bases 86 to 1099 code for a protein of 337 amino acids. The transcript is spliced from 11 exons. Gene Ontology annotation, biological process: lipid biosynthetic process.
CUUCCCGAAAAACCCCCAAGCACGGCUGACGUCAUUCCCGGCGUUCCGCUUCCCUUCCCCCAAACGCAAGCCCUCUCUGCCCACAAUGUCCGCCACCGCCGCCGCCCGCGCCGCGCGGCGGCUACUCCCGUGUCGCCUCCAGAGCACCACCACGCGGCUUCUCCAUGCGAGUGCUUCUUCCCAGGGAGCGGCGCGGGAGGCGUCCGGAAGCUUCAUCCACCCCGCCGCCGUCGUCCACCCCGAUGCCUCCAUCGGCCAGGGUGUGUCGAUAGGGCCCUUUUGCACGGUUGGGCCUUCGGCUAAGAUUGGUGAUGCUUGUCAAUUACAUGCUGGGAGCCAUGUCGUGGGAGAUACUGAGCUAGGGGAGGGAUGUGUUGUUCAAACUGGUGCUAUCCUUGGUGCAGAUAUCCCUGGGCAGACAAUUAUCGGGGAAAACAAUGUCAUCGGACACUAUGCUAUUGUUGGUUCAAAGUGCCAAGAUUUGAAAUAUAAGACUGGAGAUGAAUGCUUUCUACAUAUUGGUAGAAAUAAUGAGAUCAGAGAGUACUGCUCUAUUCAUCGUUCUUCUAAAUCUAGUGACUGCACGGUGAUUGGUGACAAAAAUCUUAUAAUGGGUUCGUGCCAUAUUGCUCAUGAUUGCACGAUUGGUAACAAUAACAUCUUUGCUAAUAAUACUCUAUUUGCUGGCCAUGUAGUUGUUGAAGACUUUACUCACACUGCAGGGGCUGUUGUUGUCCAUCAAUUUUGUCAUAUUGGGUCAUACUCAUUUCUUGGUGGAGGCUCUGUGGUUACACAAGAUGUGCCAAGGUACACGAUGGUUGCAGGUGAUAGAGCAGAGCUUCGUGGUCUGAAUCUUGAAGGUCUUAGGCGCAACGGAUUCUCGAACGAAGAGGUACGAAGGUUAAGGAAAGCUUAUCAGAAAGUAUUUAUGCCAACUAUUGCUAGUGAGAUUAGCUUUGAAGAUAGACUGGCUGAUUUGGAACGGGAAAUUGAGUUGUCAGAAUCUCCAGCUGUAUCCUGCAUGGUGGAAUCAAUUCGCAUGUCGUUUGAUCAAGGACGUCGUGGGAUUUGCAAAUUCAGAAGUUGGAACAGUUCAUAAGUGAGCGGUGCAUAUUCAGUUUUGCUGUCCAUCAUACCUGAACACGUGGGCACAUCACAUAGCCCAUACCCUGAAUAUUGGACCAGGACCUGUCAAAAAAAAAAAAAAUUGGACUAGGCAAUCCCGGUUGAACCUGGGUGAUCAACAAGAUGUUCUUCACAUCCGUGUAUAGGACAUUCAGGAAGCCUGCUGUAGCCAGAAUUUUGUUCCGGAUGUAUGAAUUUUUUUUCGCCCUAUUUGUAGUCGCGUGCUAGUUUACAGGGAAUCAUGUAUUUUGUUCAAACUGUACAUGGUGGCCUAUCCCAGGUUCAAAUAUGCAAGAUCUGAAUAAUAUCACCAUUAA